ACUAAGAUGGAGAGAUUAAGAGCUGCUCUCAUUGUGCUUAUGUUUUUACUCUUCCAUCAGACAAGAAUCUAUGGAGAAGAAGUGGAGAUGAAAGUCAGACCAGGAGACAACAUCACUCUCUACUGUGAUCGCUCUGUAACUUCUGGUGUAGUCAUUGUAUGGAUAAGAAACUGCUCUCAUGAAAAUCAACCCUCUCUCAUAAUAAAUUUUCGACAAUGGGAACUGAAGAUAUUUCAGCGUUUCAGCUCUAUCUACAACCGCUACAGUAAUUCUUUUGAUCUACAUAUUUCCAACAUCAGUGACUCUGAUCUGGGACUGUACUACUGUGCAGAACUAGAGAGAAGGGUAAACAAAGAUGACAAAGGCAUCAUCUCCUCAUCAGAAGUGUAUUAUUAUGGAAACCGAACAACUCGUCUCUCUCUGGAAGAACAAGUGACUUCCUGUUCUGAACCCUCCGCUCCUCCUGACUGUGUGCUCUGCUGGACGCUGCUGUUCAGUGUGUGUCCGGUGUGUGUUCUCCUCUUCUCCAUCUGUUUGUUCUGCCUCUGUCGUAAGAAAACUACAGAUGCUGUGACAGAUCAAAAAGACAAGUUAAAAGGUAGAAAUACAGCUGAGUGCAUGGAUGAAGAGGUGUGUUAUGCAUCUUUGGAUGUGAUCACCAAGAGACAAAAACAACGCAAGACAAAGCGAGUGCAGUGUUCUGACUUCAGUACUUAUGCUCAGGUCAGAACGGAAGCUGAAUAGACCUAAAAUAGAACUGAAAUGGAUUAUAAAACUUUUUAAAUAUUAGAAAAGUUGCAGAUUUUAUUAUUAUGUAACUUCAUGAAGGUAAAUGAUAUGUAAUUGGAUACUUUAGAUUUUUUAUAAACUAAAACAAGUCUGAUUAGUCUGAUAUUUGGUACAGUACAAGUCUUUCCCUCUCUCUAAUAAAAGGACUUUAAAACAGUCUUUGUGGGCACACAGUGAUGGCCUGAAUAACAGGAUGUAGAAGUGGGUUUCCUGUGUUAUGUGAUGUUUAGUUUAAUGUUUGUAUAUUUCUCUGAAACCGAAUGACUACAGCAUUUAUCUGACUCAAUUUUACAAUGAGCCUAAUUUCC
Carassius auratus (goldfish) is the source of this 1097-nucleotide messenger RNA. RefSeq lists its product as uncharacterized. Lineage: Eukaryota; Metazoa; Chordata; Actinopteri; Cypriniformes; Cyprinidae. Gene Ontology annotation, biological process: response to bacterium. The transcript has 5 exons. Bases 7 to 744 code for a protein of 245 amino acids. The record is from RefSeq and is a predicted model, not a curated record.